Guillardia theta CCMP2712 is the source of this 849-nucleotide messenger RNA. RefSeq lists its product as hypothetical. The transcript has a single exon. Bases 1 to 849 code for a protein of 282 amino acids. The record is from RefSeq and is a predicted model, not a curated record. NCBI's taxonomy places the organism in Eukaryota, Cryptophyceae, Pyrenomonadales, Geminigeraceae.
AUGGUUUUGCUUUUGUCGCUGCUGUUAGCGAUGACGAUGGCGGCUGGUGGCGAGGGAGAAACGACAGGAUUGAAGAUGUUACACGCAAGCACUGUCAACAGGUGGACCAGUCGAGGCUGCCAGCCGAAGUCAGCCAAGGGCGAAGGAAUGCCAUGGGCGAAGCCUUCUCUUGCCAUGCUGAGGGCUGUGUGGAAGGAGGAUAGACGAGUUGAGGCAACAAGAGAUGUCGAGUCAUCAAGAAGCUCGUUAGACAUGGGAGUUCUACUUGAUAAUGGUGUCUUGUACCGCAACAAAGUGAUAUCAUCCUCUGACUUCAGAUGCCUGAGGCUGCUCGGUGGGGGUCCAGGUGAACAGAGGUCUACCAAGUCGACGGGAGCGAAAGUAGAGGAGGAGGAUGGGAGCUACUGUGGAGUAGGAAGCAUUUUCAGCUGUCUUUGUCGAUGGAUCAAAGGGAAGCUGAUGAAACACCAAGACAAGCAGAUCGUUCGUGAGCAAUCCAGCACGGAGAAAAAUUCCAAGGCAGCAUUGAACCUAUUGCUUUCCACAACAGGAAUCCUGGCUCUCCGCUCCAUCCUCCAUCCUCCAUCCACUUCUCCUUCAAGCCUACAGCUGAUGAACAUCCACGGCAAGGGGAGAGAAGGAAAGCAGGAGAGAAGGACAUUCUUGGAGAACUGCGUUCGUUCUAGGGAGCUGAUGGAGCGAGCGCUGGAGGACGGAAAGGUGGAGCUUUCACCCCGAUAUGUCUCCUCCUUUGGUAUCAUAACUGGUAUGCUCUGGGCUUCUGUGUGCGGAGAGAUCUUCUCGAGCUUGCUGCCUGGCCAGGGGGAGGAGGAGGGAGGAGGAGGAUAG